Messenger RNA from Apaloderma vittatum (bar-tailed trogon), 3458 nucleotides. Its product is annotated as laminin subunit alpha-1-like. The record is from RefSeq and is a predicted model, not a curated record. The annotation marks the transcript as partial. Lineage: Eukaryota; Metazoa; Chordata; Aves; Trogoniformes; Trogonidae. The transcript is spliced from 23 exons.
CUGUUCCCUGCCAUUUUGAACUUGGCCAGCAAUGCUCACAUCUCCACAAAUGCCACCUGUGGGGAGAAGGGACCAGAGAUGUUCUGCAAACUGGUGGAGCAUGUCCCAGGACGGCCCCUGCGCAACGCCCAGUGCCGAGUCUGCGACCAUCACAGUGCCAAUCCCAAAGAGCAGCACCCGAUUUCCAGUGCAAUUGAUGGUACCAAUAACUGGUGGCAAAGUCCCAGCAUUCAGAAUGGAAGGCAAUACCAUUGGGUUACCAUCACCUUGGAUUUAAGGCAGGUCUUUCAAGUUGCAUAUGUCAUCAUCAAAGCUGCUAAUGCUCCACGACCUGGAAACUGGAUUUUGGAACGCUCCAUAGAUGGCACAGAGUUCAGACCAUGGCAGUACUAUGCAAUUAGCGAUACUGAAUGUUUAACUCGUUAUAAUAUUACGCCAAGAAUUGGGCCGCCAACUUACAAGAGAGAUGAUGAAGUGAUCUGUACCUCCUAUUAUUCCAGACUAGUUCCCCUGGAACAUGGAGAGAUUCACACAUCACUGAUCAACGGUAGGCCCAGCGCUGAUGAUCCUUCACAAAAGCUUUUGGAGUUUACUUCUGCACGAUACAUUCGCCUACGACUGCAGCGUAUUAGAACUCUCAAUGCUGACCUCAUGACUCUCAGCCAUAGUGAUCCUAAAGAACUAGACCCUAUUGUUACCAGGAGGUACUACUAUUCAAUAAAGGACAUCUCUGUUGGUGGCAUGUGUAUUUGUUACGGCCAUGCUCGAAGCUGCCCUCUGGAUGAAAUUACAAAGAAAUUGCAGUGCCAGUGUGAACACAACACUUGUGGAGAGAGCUGUAACAAGUGCUGUCCAGGCUACCACCAGAAACCGUGGAGACCAGGAACCAUUUCUGCUGGAAAUAAAUGUGAGAAGUGCAACUGUCAUAACAAAGCAAAAGAUUGUUAUUACAAUCAAAGUAUUGCAGAUGAGAAAAGGAGCAUGGAUAUUCAUGGCCAGUAUGUAGGAGGUGGCGUGUGUUUAAACUGUACUCAGCAUACUACUGGGAUCAACUGUGAAAUGUGUGCUGAUGGAUAUUUUAGACCACACAAAGUUUCUCCCUAUGAAGAUCACCCCUGCUAUCCCUGUGACUGUGACCCGUUUGGCUCUCUAAGUUCUGACUGUGUCAAAGAUGAGCACCAUUCUGACUCACAGCAUGGGACUUGGCCAGGUCAGUGUCAAUGCAGAGAAGGUUUCACAGGAGAAAAAUGUGAUCGUUGUGCGUUUGGAUAUCGGGGCUAUCCAAACUGCCUGCGCUGUAACUGCAGCCUGAUUGGUAGCAUUAACGAAGAUCCGUGCACAGAACCUUGUCUUUGCAAAGAAAAUGUAGAAGGUGAAAACUGUGAUUUCUGUAAACCAGGAUUCUACAAUUUACAAGAAAGAAAUCCUCAGGGCUGCACAGAGUGUUUCUGCUUUGGGGUUUCUGAUGUCUGUGACAGCCUAACAUGGCCCAUCAGUCAGGUAUCAGACAUGACUGGAUGGCUUGUUUCUGAUCUGUAUAAUGCAAGGAGCGUGCAACCUCAGCGAAGCCAAUUUGAUGGACCCCGUCAAAUAAGUAUUAACAACACUGAUGCUGUGAAAGUAUUGAAACAUACUUAUUACUGGUCAGCACCUGAGACUUACCUAGGAAAUAAGCUCACCGCUUUUGGUGGAAACUUGAAGUAUACAGUAUCUUACGACAUUCCAAUGGAGAGUGUGGACAGUGAUAUAGUAUCUAGUGUGGAUGUCAUCAUUCAGGGUAAUGGGCAGAUUUUGAGUACGAGAGCAGCAGGCUUGUCAUUACAGCCAUAUGAGGAGUACUCUAAUGCAGUGAGACUUGUAUCAGAGAAUUUCAUAGACUUCAAUACAAAAAAAGCUGUAGAUCGGGAAAGGUUAAUGACUGUUCUGGUAAACGUGACCCAUCUUCUGAUCAGGGCCAACUACAACAUUGCCAGAAAAGCCAUAUACAGGCUGGACUCUGUGACCCUGGAUACUGCAAGUGCAAAUGUUAUAGAUCUUUCUUCAGCACCAGAUGUGGAAUUCUGUGAAUGUCCUCAAGGUUACACAGGAAUAUCCUGUGAGUCCUGUCUCCCUGGGUACUACCGUGUGGAUGGAAUACUCUUUGGAGGUAUCUGUCAGCCCUGCAAGUGCAAUGGGCAUGCAACUGAAUGCAAUAUUCAUGGUGUUUGCUUUGCUUGUCAACACAACACGACAGGACCUUUCUGUGAUCAGUGCUUGCCCGGCUUCUAUGGAAGUCCAUCCCAAGGAACUCCUGAGGACUGCCAGCCCUGUGCAUGUCCUCUGAGUUCUGCUGCAAACAAUUUCAGCCCCACUUGUCAACUUAGUGAAGGAGGUGGGAUUGUCUGUGACAAAUGUCUUCAAGGUUAUACUGGUUCUCAGUGUGAAAGGUGUGCUAAUGGUUACUAUGGAAAUCCCCUCAUACCUGGACAGUUGUGUGCUCCUUGUGAAUGCAAUGGCAAUGUAAACCCACAAGAGGAUGGCCACUGUGAUACCUUGACAGGACAAUGCCUGAAAUGUCUGGGGAACACAGCAGGUCACCACUGUGAAAAGUGUGCUGAUGGGUAUUAUGGGGACGCAGUGAUUGAGAAAAGCUGUCGUGCCUGUGCCUGCCAUGUGAAUGGUUCUCUUUCGAGUACCUGUCAUCAUGAGACAGGCUUCUGUCACUGCAAACCAAAUGUCAUCGGAGAAAGAUGCGACAAGUGCUUGAAUGGUUAUUAUGGCCUGCUAACUGGGCUUGGCUGCAUUCCCUGCAACUGCAGUCAAUUUGGCUCAGUCUCCGAAGACUGCAAUCAUCAGGGACAGUGUCACUGUGCACCAGGAGUGGCUGGAGAAAAGUGUGAUCGUUGUGCUCAUGGCUUUCAUACAUUCCAGGAUGGUGGCUGCACACCCUGCGACUGUGCUCAUACUCUGAACAACUGUAAUGCUGAUUCUGGCCAAUGUAUUUGUCCCCCACACACUCAGGGACCAAAAUGUGAACACUGUGAAGAAAAUCACUGGGGACUCUCUCCUAAAUUCGGCUGCAAGGCUUGCAACUGUAGCAACACUGGUUCAGCCAAUCUCCAGUGUGAUGUAUUGACAGGUCAGUGCCAGUGCAAAGUUGAAUUUGGAGGCCAAGACUGUUCCAGGUGUGCGCUGGGCUACAGGGACUACCCGGACUGUGUUGCCUGUGACUGCGAUUUGAGUGGAACUAAAGCAGAGAUGUGUGAUGACUCUGAAGGACUUUGUGGUUGUGAAGAAGAAACUGGCCUCUGUACCUGCAAGGAAAAUGUAUUUGGCCUACAGUGCAGUGAAUGUAAACCUGGAACUUUUGCUCUAUCUGCUAACAAUGGACUAGGCUGUACUCCGUGCUUCUGUUUUGGGAUGUCCACAUUCUGUUCAGAACUAGAAGACCAUGUCAGAAUUCCUGUAAGUAAAAUGAC